Messenger RNA from Chara braunii, 2069 nucleotides. NCBI's taxonomy places the organism in Eukaryota, Viridiplantae, Streptophyta, Charophyceae, Charales, Characeae. The record is from the annotation of a GenBank genome assembly.
GCACCCAUCUUAUGGAAAAUCAUCUUGAACAAACAAUUUCUGACAUUCCAACGUGUAUCUAGUCUUGUUAUUCGCGAGAUACUCCGCCUCGAUUCAACCGCCUCCUAAUGCUUCGCGAGUGUCCUUUCAGAUAUGGCAGUGAAGUUUUGCACCGUUAACCUAGAAAGAUCUUGUUCCGUUUUCUUUUCCCUCAUCGAAACCUUUAAAGAGCUCAGGCAACAAACAGAACAAACGGAACAAACAGAAUUUUCAUAACGUAUGCCAAGCAACAAGCAGUAGAAGCGCGCAAAAGGAUAAGCACAAAACAUCAGGUCGAAAGCAAUACAACAAAGGUGAACAAACAAUUUUUCAUCAAUUGAGCGCAAGGUGCACCAGAACUCACGCACGGAGUAAGCGCGCAAAAAGCGCUACAACAAAGGCAUCACCUGUGACAGCGCAAGAGAUUCAGAGGCUGGCAAUUGAUCUGAGGCGAAGAGGACAACAGACAAGUACGGACAAGAGAAGGACAAGUACGGACAAGUACGGACAAGUACGGACAAGAGAAGGACAAGUACAGACAAGUACGGACAGGAGAAGGACAGACUAUGUGACAACCUGGUACAACAACACAGAAAAGGGAGGGAGGAAAGGAGAGCCCAGGCACCACAAACAAGCAACGACGCGUGAGAGAAAAGCAUUCGAUGAAGGAGACUCGCGACAAGAAGGCCAAAACAAUACCCUGCAAAGGCGACACGGGAGUAGGGAGGAGCAGAAAGGGAAAGGCGGCAAGGGAAAGGAAGAGAGACGGGGUGGAGAGGGGGUAGGAAGAGGAGAGCAGCAGGGAAAGAGAAACAACGAAGAGAAACCAGCACAGGAGCCGGGAGGGGUCAGUGCGAGGGCAGAAAUGACAGACCGGUAAGCGCCAAAGGGGCGUAAGAAGAAAAUGACAGAGGUAGGGACAACGACGGGAAGCCGGGAGGAAGAGUAGGGCGAGGGGAGGAAGGGACUGCAGAAGAGAGCGGAAGGCACCGUAGAGAGAGAGGAGGGAAAGGUCGGAGGGAGGGGGGGCAGGGCGGUGAGGAAGGACGAAAAAGCAAACGGUCAAGACACAGAGUCCAACGGUGAAGAAAAGGCAAACAGAACAUAGGAUGGAAAGAGAAGGAUAUCGGAGAGAAGAUCGCCAGAAAGGGAAGGGCAGCGCGAAGCAGGGAGGAAGGAGCGAGAGAAUGGAAAGCGGGAGGGAGAACCGCCAGGAAGGGGAAAACGUGGUUAAAGAGUGGUAGAAACAAAAGGAUGGAUGUGGCAUAAAGGAGCAGGAACGCCUAAAGACGCUGAAUUUGAAAUCACCGAUAGAGAUGUGGACCCAUCAGGCAGAAAUGUAUAGAUAGUAAGGGAAACACGACGACGGCCAGGCAGAAAAGAGAGCAGAAAUGUCACGAGGGGAAUGAGAACGGAAGGGAAAGCGAACGAGGCGAGUACGGGAGACAGAACAGGAGCGCGUACGUACGACGCAAGCAACGGGCGACGAGGGGAUUAACAGAGGGAGGAACGAGGGGCUUGAGAGGAAGGGACGAGGGGAUUGAGAGGAAGGGACGAGGGGAUUAAGAAAGGAAGGGAUGGGAAGUAGAGAGCGGGCGCAGCUGACCACACGGGAGGAGCAGGCAUCGGAAGAAUCGGCGGAAGUGGCGCGGGCGAAAAGGAUGGGAGCGGAAUGGGCACAGGCAAGGGAAACUGGCCGACGAGAGUGGAACGGGCGGACAAAGGAGGCCGGGCUGAAAAUGGAGGGACGGUGGACAACGGAGGGAUGGGGAAGCUAGGAAACGAGGGAGCAGGGGGCGGCGGUCGAGGGAGUAACGAGCAGAGGAGGGAGGUACGGGCAGGAGGGACGGCUAGGUGAGAAGGGCGGGCGGGGAGGACGGGCAGGGAGAUCGACGUCGGAAGGAGAGAGGGAGGAGAGGAGGGAGGAGAGAAGGGAGGAGGGAGGGGAGAGGGGGAGAAGGGCAGGAGGGAGGAGGGAGGACGGGGUCGGGAUGAGAGAAGGCGGAAAGCGAAGGGAUAGCUACGUGAAGAAGUCGAGCAGGCAGAAGAGU